Gilbertella persicaria is the source of this 1227-nucleotide messenger RNA. RefSeq names its product queuine tRNA-ribosyltransferase. Gene Ontology annotation, molecular function: tRNA-guanosine(34) queuine transglycosylase activity. Lineage: Eukaryota; Fungi; Mucoromycota; Mucoromycetes; Mucorales; Choanephoraceae. Gene Ontology annotation, cellular component: cytosol. The record is from RefSeq and is a predicted model, not a curated record. The transcript is spliced from 6 exons. Bases 23 to 1207 code for a protein of 394 amino acids.
UUUCUUUUUCUUUUCUAUACCUAUGAGAAGUGCUUUAACCUUCAAGACAAUAGCCACUUGUUCUACUACAAAGGCUCGAGUGUCUUUAAUGACUUUGCCCCAUGGCCCUGUAGAUACACCUGUUUUUAUGCCAGUAGGCACUCAGGGCACUAUGAAGGGUAUGUUGCCUGAUCAACUAGAAGAACUCAACUGUCAAAUUCUGUUAAACAAUACAUAUCACCUUGGAUUAAAGCCAGGUAAAGAAACACUUGAUCUUAUUGGUGGUUCACAUAAAUUUCAAAGUUGGAGAAGAAAUAUCUUGACAGACAGUGGUGGAUUCCAGAUGGUCAGUUUACUAAAGUUGGCAGAAAUCACUGAACAUGGUGUUCAAUUUGCUUCUCCUCAUGAUGGUUCUUUGAUGAUGUUGACACCAGAACACAGUAUGGAACUUCAGAACACAAUUGGAGCAGACAUCAUGAUGCAAUUGGACGAUGUUAUUUCUUCCUUGACCACAGGACCGCGAGUAGAAGAAGCGAUGUGGAGAUCCAUUCGUUGGCUUGAUCGAUGUAUUAAGGCACACAAAAACCCCGAGACACAAAACUUGUUUGCUAUUAUUCAAGGUGGCCUAGAUGUCGAAUUAAGAAAGAAAUGUGUAGAGGAAAUGGUCAAGCGAGAUUUACCUGGAUAUGCUGUGGGUGGUUUAAGUGGUGGUGAAGAAAAGGAUGUCUUUUGGCGAGUUGUCUCUCUCUGUACUGACUUAUUACCCAAAAACAAGCCAAUUUAUUGUAUGGGCGUUGGGUAUGCAGAAGAUCUUGUUGUUUGUGUAGCAUUGGGUGUGGAUAUGUUUGACUGUGUAUUUCCUACUCGAACUGCUAGAUUCGGUAACGCAUUAACCAUGAAUGGCACAAUUACAUUGAAAUCAGGUAAAUAUGCCACUGAUUUUGGACCUAUAGAAGAAGGCUGUGAUUGCUCUACCUGUAAAAACUAUACUCGAUCUUAUGUCCAUCUAAAUGUGACAUCUAAGGAUACAGUGGGUUGUCAUCUUGUGUCUAUCCAUAACAUUGCAUUCCAACUUCGACUGAUGCGUAGUAUGAGACAAGCCAUUGAAAAAGACGAAUUCCCUGCCUGGAUUAAAAACUUUUUCCAUGGCUAUUUCGGUGAUGCAUCUAAAUAUCCUGCAUGGUGUGUGAAUGCUCUGCAAAGCGUUAAUGUGGACUUAUCAAAAUAAAACGAGCUGCAUAAAUUUCA